Messenger RNA from Aspergillus luchuensis, 921 nucleotides. RefSeq names its product sulfurtransferase. The record is from RefSeq and is a predicted model, not a curated record. The transcript is spliced from 2 exons. Gene Ontology annotation, molecular function: thiosulfate-cyanide sulfurtransferase activity. Gene Ontology annotation, biological process: transsulfuration. Gene Ontology annotation, cellular component: mitochondrion. Bases 1 to 921 code for a protein of 306 amino acids. Lineage: Eukaryota; Fungi; Ascomycota; Eurotiomycetes; Eurotiales; Aspergillaceae.
AUGAACCCCUUCCAGUCUCCUCUCAUAACUCCAGCCGAAUACUAUCACAAUGCGGCAGUAUGCAAGGACACCAAGCGUAGGCGGAUUGUCCCCUUAGCAGCCUACCGUCCCACGCUCCACUCGUCCUUCGAAUCCUUUCACCUUCCAGGCUCAAAGUUCUUCAAUCUCGACCAAAUUCGUGACACCGCCUCUCCCUACCCUUCCAUGCUUCCCUCACCUUCCCUCUUCGCCGCUGCAAUGACUGCCCUCGGUAUUCGCAACGAUGAUAUUCUAGUUAUUUACGAUGCAGAUGAGAUAGGCACGUAUCAUGCCCCGCGGCUGGCGUUUAUGUGUGAGCUCUAUGGACAUAAGGAUGUGCACGUCUUGAAUAACUUCAGGCAGUAUGUGCGGAUGCGGCUGCCCGUAGAUUCCGGGUCUGAGGGAAUAGAGGUUCCAGUGGUUGGGACGAGAGGAGAGCAAGGCGAUGAGUAUGUCGUGGAAGAGAGAGACUUUGACACCGGAAGGGUAAUAGCGUUCGAGGAGGUUAAGGACGUUGUUGUUGGGAGGGACCAGGAGAAGGUGAGGAUUGUCGAUGCGAGGAUACCAGGUCGGUUUCAAGGUGUACAGCCGGAAAUGAAUCCAAGUUUGAGGUCCGGGCACAUUCCUGGAGCUGUCAAUGUGCCAUUGGCUAGUUUAUUGGAAGAUGAGACUGGGAUGAUACUAGCUCCUGAGAAACUAAGGGGUGUUUUGACGGAUGCGGGCGCGUUGGCGGAAGAAGAUGAGGGAGUGCCAUACAUCCUGACGUGCAAUUCGGGGGUUACGGCUGCAUCACUAGAUCUAGCUUCGAGGCUGGUUGGGGCGAAGGGAUCCAGAAGGGUGUAUGAUGGUAGCUGGAUGGAGUGGACGAGGAGGGUAGGGGAUGAAUUGAUUGAGGUUUCGUAA